GUCCGCUUCCGGUUUUAGUGUAGUCCGCUUCCUGGUCUGCUGUUCCUUCGGGGUUUGCCUGCUCAGCUUUUAUUCGUCUCAGUCAUAAGAUUUAAAGCAAAAUGUCACACCAAACGGGAAUUCAAGCGGGUAACGACUUAAAGAACGCCUUUGCCGAUGCCAGGAACGGAGACCAGUUCAGAGUCUUGAAGGUUGUCAUUGACGAUGAGCAGUUGGCUCUUGGCUGCACCAGGCAAGCCUCAAAGCAAUGGGACCAGGAGUACGAUUCCCUAGUCCUGCCACUCCUAGAAGAAGGCAUGCCCUGCUACAUUCUGUACCGGUUGGACUCCUCAAACAACCAGGGCUAUGAGUGGAUAUUACUGGCCUGGUCACCGGAACGCUCACCUGUCCGACCUAAGAUGUUGUACGCUGCAACCCGGGCCACCCUGAAGAAGGAGUUUGGGGGUGGAAUCAUCAAGGACGAGGUCUUUGGCACCACAUUGGACGAAGUCAAUCUCAGCGGCUACAAGAAGUUUCUCACCUCUCAGGCUGCUCCUCUUCCUCUGACCGCCGCUGAAGAAGAACUGAGGCAGAUUAAGCUGAGCGAGGUGCAGACCGACAUCAGCGUGGACACGAAGCAGCAGACCCUGCCCGGCGUGGCCUUCCCCAUGCACGGAGACGCCAUGGACGCCCUGCUUCGCUUCAGGAGCAAGGAGCUCAACUACGUGCAGCUCCAUAUAGAUUUUGAGAAGGAGCUGAUCAAGUUGUCUAGCACGGAGCCCACCGACGUUAAAGAGCUUCCCAGGAGGAUCUCCAAGGACUGCGCACGCUACCACUUCUUCCUGUACAAACACUCCCAUGAGGGUGACUACCUGGAAUCGACAGUGUUCAUCUACUCCAUGCCCCUGAACACGUGUACCAUCCGGGAGAGGAUGCUGUACUCCAGCUGCAAGAACCCCCUGGUGGACAUGGUGGAGAACCAGAUGCAGAUGGAGAUCGAGAAGAAGCUGGAGAUUGACAAUGGUGACGAGCUGACCGCUGACUUCCUGUACGAAGAGGUCCACCCCAAGCAGCAUGCACACAAGCAGGCCUUCGCCAAGCCCAAGGGCCCUACAGGCAAGAGGGGGGCCCGACGCAUCACAAAGCCAGCCACGGAGGGCGGGGAAGAUGACUAACUAGCCUACAAACCCCCCCAAGUACUCCAUAGUGGAACAUUCCGAGAGUAAGGGCAAAGUUACAUUCAACACACUUUUUUGUAAUAAUUAAAACAGCAAACAUCAUCGACCUCAAAUGUGAUAUAGAUAUAGAUUUAUAUCUAUGUCUAUAUAUAUAUAUAAAAAACAUUCACUGAGAGACUGUUCUAUGCACACCAAGAUGAGCUGAGCCAAUUACUCUGUUCCCCGCUUCGGUUGAGGCAUGAAUUCAGAUAUAAAGAUGAGUUACUGCAAGAACUUCUUGAAUAUUAACAGAGGCUGGAAAAAGUGCUCUUUUUGUGACGUUGCCACAUCGUAUGCCAGCUUGCACAAAAAUAAAAAAUAAAGAGAAUUGGUGCCAAUAAUAUAUAGAUAAAAAACACUUCCCCUUAUCCGCCAGUAUGCUUGAAUUCCUAACUUGCAUUCCAUUGCGUGGCAUUCAUGUUAUAUGACUGCAAAAAAGACUCGCAAAGGGUCUUGAAAUAGCGUGCACAAUUUACUCGAUGUUCCCACUUUGUCCUGUAUUCAGUUUUUUUAAACUGUUUUUAUACAACAGGUUUACACGGGGAACAAACAAAAAAUAAUAAUCUGCUGAAAAGCAUAUUUUUCUAUGCAAGUGCUGUAAAUGUACAUACUGUAGCCGUGUGUGAUCCGUGAUCUAAAAAAUCUUGUCUAUGUGCUGGUGAUUUCUAGGUGUCAUUAGAGAAUGAGUGGAGGGGGUUAGUAGUAGAUGCUUCCAAAAAUAAUAUCCUGCAAUACAUCCAGGAGCAAGCUGCCCAUUGCAGAGUGAAGUCCUACCAAACUUUAAGCCACUGGGUGUGAUGUCCAUUAGCCAUUUUAAAAUCGUCCCUCUAGUGACCUCACUGGUGGGUUUGACUUGGCCAAUACAGAUCAACACCGGUGGUGCAAAGAGGGGCCCUUCUUAAAGAGAAAAGGGAAAGUUCCUUGUGCUAAAUGUGUGUCACUAUCCCGCUUGUCUACAAACGAUAUCUUUGUUCACCUCUUGCUUGAAGGGGGGAAGAUGUUACCCUUUUUAUUCAUAGAAUGAAUACAAUAGGAAAAAUAAAUUAUCAUCAUGUGGUCUUAAUCGUUUUCUUACCAUAGAUCUUUUAAAGAAAGAAAAUAUUUAAUUUACAUCACCUUUUUUUCUUUUUACUUCCAUUGUGGGCACAUAGAAUGUAUUGCAUUUUAAGUGUUCAGUUAAAGCUUAAACUGUAUUGCAAUAAUUGAUUUUUAUUUCCCUUUUUUCAAUCGUUACAUCUUAUUUGUAACUUGAUUUGAUAAAAUUCCUUUUAUAUCUUGAACCACUCCAAUGUAUGACAGUUCAAUGUAUUGUGUACAUUUAAUAAAACAUUUAGUAAAAACAAAUAGAGUGGUACACAUUUUUAAAUGAAGGCAACAUAUAAGACUGUUCAAAAGCAAUUCUGAAGUACUAUACAAAAUACCGUACUUAUUUACUAACAAUAUAUGAAUCACAAUUCACUUUCAUGUAUUUCCCACCAUCCAACACACUUUCAAAUUUGACAUUCAAACGUAAUCACCAAAAUUCUCUAACAGAAAUGAUAUUGAAUAUUAUUAUUCAAUAGUGUCAAAGUGCAUGAGAGGAAAAACAUUCCAAACAACUAUGAACACUAUUAGGGCUAGGAUCUAAUGUGAACAUAAGCGUCAAAUUAGUGAUCGAUCGGCAAAUGAUCAAUAUUGCACGUGAUCAAGUAUUAAUUUGCCGAUCACAGAACUCAAAAGACUGUGCACAAGACGGAUUGAGGAUAAGAUGCUCGGUAAUUAUGUCCAGUCACAGACAAAGUUUGUCCUGCAUUUAACAUAAGUCCUCUUUAAAUGGCCCUAUCUCUCAAUCAAGCUAGGACACUUAACCAUAUAAAUGGCCACCAUGCCAUAGCUUGCCUGCAUCUCACUGGAGACAUCUGCUGUAGCUGGACCCCACGGCUUGUGACUGAAGCCUCUGACAGGCAAAACGUAGAAAAAGCGCAAAGAUAUCUGGCAUCACCCAUGUU
Gadus chalcogrammus (walleye pollock) is the source of this 3184-nucleotide messenger RNA. RefSeq names its product twinfilin-1-like. Gene Ontology annotation, biological process: positive regulation of neuron projection development; actin filament depolymerization; barbed-end actin filament capping. Gene Ontology annotation, molecular function: actin filament binding; actin monomer binding. Lineage: Eukaryota; Metazoa; Chordata; Actinopteri; Gadiformes; Gadidae. The record is from RefSeq and is a predicted model, not a curated record. The transcript is spliced from 9 exons. Bases 102 to 1154 code for a protein of 350 amino acids. Gene Ontology annotation, cellular component: actin filament; myofibril; cytoplasm.